AUGCAAGCGCAUGCUUCAUGUUUGGAAAUGAGUGACGAAAUGGUAGCAUGCGUGCUUACAUAUCCAUGGCAAUGUAUAGAAUGCAAACGAUGUUCAGUGUGCUCUCUUGGGGACCAGGAAGAAUCCAUGAUUUUCUGCGAUAGAUGUGAUCGAGGUUUCCACACUCACUGCAUUGGUAUUGCUAAAGCACCACAGGGUUCAUGGAUUUGUCAACAGUAUUGUGGUCGGCAAACCGGCAAUCUUUCAGCGACACCAAGACGAACGACCACGCGAAAAAGAUCCUCCGUUGUUACUUGA
This is a messenger RNA of Strongylus vulgaris, 297 nucleotides long. NCBI's taxonomy places the organism in Eukaryota, Metazoa, Nematoda, Chromadorea, Rhabditida, Strongylidae. The record is from the annotation of a GenBank genome assembly.